ACCUGAACGCGUCGGCAGCUCGCAGGCGGAACAAGCGGGCCGCACAUUCGCUGCCCCGUGAGUGGCGGAGGCGGAGGCAGGCUCAGCGGGCCGACGGUCCAAUCAGAGCCGAGCCUCGCCGCUUCCCCCCCUCCUCCCCUCGCAGUUGCUGUGGAUGGACCGAACAUUCCUCAUUCCUGGGGCUUCGACAGCAGAGGAUCGCGGCGACGACACGAAACGAGCCGAAGACACGACGGUUUCUAACAGCUCAUGACACUUUCGAAGGGCACGUAAGGUCAAUGUUGGGUCGCGGUGUAAAGCGGAAGUGGAGCUGCUUGGAGGAGCUGGAGGUCGAGACCCUCCCCGCUGCAGCAGAAAAGGAGAAACAUGGCGAGGAGGACCUGGAGGACGAGGGCGGCUUCCUUGUGAGUCCGUCCAAAUCCGACAUGGACCACCUUCAGCAGCGUCAGGUGGUGCUCGGCCUCUGCUUGGAGAAGCUCCAGCACUACCAGGCCGGGGUGGAGCUCAGCCUGCGUCGCUCCGUGUUGCUCAUCAACACGCUCAGGCAGAUCCAGGAGGACAUGCAGAGCGACGGCAUGGGAACCUGCACGUCCGAGGUACUCCUCAACGGCGGCCACGCUGACUCCUGCAUUCUCAGGGAUGACGUCAGGGAGGACGUGGUGGUUACGUGCCCCGGGUGUGCAGAGGGUGAUGGGGACACUCUGUCUCCGCCACUGUCCCCAGAAUUCCCCUCUCAGGAGGCAAACAGCUCGUCUGAGCAGCAGAAAUCCCUCCCUGCUGCGACGAUCAACGCUUUUAGUGAUGCAGUAAACGCCAUGGGCUACCUCAGCGACCUCGCCCUGGACGACAUCUUUGAGGACAUUGACACUUCGAUGUACGAGACCUCCGAUCUGCCCUCUGCCUGGGCAGCGGGCUCCUUGUGGCCCGUCAGUGUGUCGCUUUGGGCGGACGAGGACGUUAAAAUGCGCUCGUCGGGCCACAACUCUGCUGGGAGUCUCCAGUCAUGUCUGAUGGACAUGAACGAACUGGACCACAUCAUGGAGAUUCUGGUGAAGUCCUGAUCAGCAAGUCAGACUCCUCCUGAACAUUUACUGCACUGCUGGUCACAGCUGGGAACAAGGACUGGGUUUGGGUCGAUGUUGGAUUUUUAAGGCUCCAUUUUACACUUUGGUUUAAAACCCUUCAUCUAGUUUACAGUAGAAUAAAACACUAAUUUCAUGCUCGUAAACCAUCGAGAGUUAUGGACAUGAACUUGUGCCUCAAAUAAGACAUUAAUUAUUUAUAUUACAUUAAAAAAAAAAUCCAGUUUAAAAUGUCUCAUGAGAUGAGAAACCAGGGAAACAUCCACUCUUAAACACGUACAGAUGCUCCAGUGGAAGUCUCAGUGGAAUUAAAUGGUAGAAAUGUUACUGUUGACAUUCAACAAGGAGAAAUGCGUUUUGAACUUACAGAGAGACCAAUUUCUGCGGCAACAGAAGCAGGAAACAACUGCAGUUUCAGGACUAGUUGUGUUUUGAGUCGCGGUUGAAUAAUCUGUAGACGAGACUUGUCUAGACGUCCACCGUCUGAAGUGCUUUAAUGGACAUGAUCAGACUGCACAAUUUGGAGCUGUUGUAAAAGUCUAAGGGUGUUUAAGGUGGAUUUUCUUUAAUUUGCUAAAAUGGAACCUUAAAUUUCUAAUCUCACGGCGUUCGUGCCACUUUUCUCUCCUGUUUUAUAAAGUUUUAGUCAAAGCAGCAGCUCCUCUCUGAGCAAAUCCACCGCUCGGGAAGAAGAAACCUGAGCUGCGUGGUUUUGGCGUCACUCGGGCUGUUAGAUCAGACUCGGGUUGAUUAUUAAUUGAAAUCCCUUCAAUUACUUAAGAGGGCGUGCUUCAGCCAGAGAGGAGGGCAAAGGCCUGGGAUUCCUGAAGGUUUUUUUUGUUUUUUUUUUACUGCUCCAUGUAGGAUCUUUAAAUUAGAAAGCGUGGUCAUGCAGCAGUGGGAGGGUGGACGGUCUGUAUAUUUAUUUGACGUGAGAGAAGAAGGAUGCAGCCGCUGUAUUCUGGGAUUCACCAGCCAAAGAAGUAAAGCUUCCAGUCCCUGGAUGACAUCCGAGAGAGAGAGAGAGGGUGAAAUGUUUAACUUGUUCGAACGCCUUUAUCUAAUAUUAUUCUUAUUUAUGAAUGAAAAAUCAACUAUGAACUGCAGCAGAUAUUAUUUGUUCUUUGUAUGUAAAGUCUUUUGUUUUUGGGUGUGAGUGUAACUUAUAAUUCAGAUUCUUUAUGACCUUUUUUCUUGGCUGCCAUGUCUUCUGCUUUUUUGCGCCAUUUGUGACAUCAGUUGGGAGAAAACUAUCAGAGCCUGUGCAAGAAAUAUUCUCAUCUUUCUCACCAUGAGGUUCACGUGAACGGUUUGUCCUUCUCGGCAGCUUGUAUUUAAAUGCAACAUGUCAUGUAUUUUAAAUAGUAAUGUAAUCCCAGUCUGGUUCUGACUGAGGAGCCGAUUGCCUCAAGUCAAAAAUCAGGACGACUUUGCCAUGUCUGAGAAUUGUAAGUGAAACAGAAGCCUAUGUAUUUUUAUGGCCGUGAUGGUAUGAGUUUUUUUAAAGCAGUUUUUUUUAUGUGUUUCUACCUGAAGCUCCAAUCACCUGUCCUGUAGAAGAGAUACAGCAGAGUGAAGGAUGUUUGACCUUCACUCUCUGUGGUUUACUCCUGUUCUACCUCCUGAUGUCUGUCUGUCUGUCUGUCGGUUUUUCUGGACACUCCUGUUUUCGCACCAAGAGCCAUUGAUGGAAA
This is a messenger RNA of Acanthopagrus latus (yellowfin seabream), 2776 nucleotides long. RefSeq lists its product as uncharacterized. Gene Ontology annotation, molecular function: transcription regulator activity. Gene Ontology annotation, cellular component: nucleus. The record is from RefSeq and is a predicted model, not a curated record. The transcript is spliced from 2 exons. NCBI's taxonomy places the organism in Eukaryota, Metazoa, Chordata, Actinopteri, Spariformes, Sparidae. Bases 279 to 1061 code for a protein of 260 amino acids.